AAAACAACAAGAGACAUGCCUAGGUAUUUCGGAAUUUUAGAAGCGAUUAAGUAUGCAAAUAAACUUAAUUUGUUUUUCCAAACUCGUUAGAAAAAUGACAUGACUCGUUCGAUUUGGAUUUGGUGUUAGGUUGUGGAAACCUAGGAUACCUUGAUUUGCUCGUAGGACAAGUUCAAUGCAUUUGUUGUUGAUCUCUGAAUUAGUUUACUCGUAUUCGGCUAGAUAUAUUCGUUUUCAUCGGUGGUGUAUUUUGCGUAUUUUUUAAAAAAUAGUGCUCGUAUUUUCGCUUAAUCGAGUCGAUAAUAACUGUAAAAACGUUUCAUUCAUGUGCAGUUCUUGGCUGUGAUUUUUUUCAUGCAUGCUUUUGCAGUUACCAAUGUAAGUUGAUUCAGUAAUUCGAUUCAAAUCAAGUACCUAGAAAAAUACCAUAAAAAUGAUCUGCUGUUUGACCAUAGGCCAUGCAUUUUCCUGUACCACUUUGUUUAUUAGCGUUUUGAUUUUUCAGAUUCAAAACGUACGUGCUCACGGCAGACUGAUGGAGCCUCCGGCUCGAAAUAGUAUGUGGCGAUUCGGAUAUCCGAAUCCGGUCGACUAUAACGACAAUGAGCUGUACUGCGGUGGUUAUUCAGUGCAGUGGUCGCAGAAUGGAGGUAAAUGUGGCGUAUGCGGCGAUCCUUACCACUUUCCUACGCCCAGACCGCACGAAGCCGGCGGAGAAUUCGGAAGAGGUAUCAUCAGCAGACACUACUUCGCUGGACAAGUUAUUGAUAUUGUCGUCGAACUAACGACUAAUCACCGAGGAAGAUUCGAACUCUAUCUUUGUCCAAACAAUAAUCCAAAAUACGAAGCGACGCAAAGUUGUUUCGACAGAUAUCCGUUAUACAUUCAUGGCUCUCGAGAAGUAAGGUUUGUAAUACCGUCAGAUUCUGGUAAAAAAGAAACCUUUUACUACAGAGUUAGGUUACCACCAUAUUUGACGUGUACGCAAUGCGUUCUUCAGUGGACUUAUUACACAGGAAACAUGUGGGGUAAAUGCGAAAAUGGUACCGAAGGUUUAGAAUGCGGACACCCGGAGACGUUUAGAAAUUGCGCCGAUAUCAGAAUAGUGAGCAGCUCGUCCGGUAUACCUCCGCAAUUUUCAAAUUCGGCUACCUUGCUAUCCAGAGAAUUUGGUUUGAAAUCCGGUCCUCAGCUGUCGUACCCCAGUGUUGUUAGUUCGCAGGUGUGCAUGGCUAGUAAAAAGUUUCAGAUUAUUCACGGUAUGAAUAAGUGGUGCCAAUCCAACUGCGUGAAUUUCCCAUCCGUUUGUCCGAAAGAUUUUUGUACUUGUCCUGAGCAGUGUUCGGCCAUCGGAGAAAUCGCCGACGAACCUGGGGCAGAUGAGUAUUGCCAAGAUCAGUGUAUCGUGUACGGAGCUCAGUGUCCUAAGCAUCGAUGUGCCUGCGAAUAAAUCAUCUUCACCACUAGCUCGCCUAAAUUCGUAUUAAGAUUGUGAUAUGUAUUUUUAUAUAGCAUUUUACAUAUUAGGCCCAAUUUCGACUUUUGUUCUUUCUUCAUGAAUACAAUCGAAUACAUUGUACGAUGCUAUGGCUUUCGUAAAGUUCACAAAACCAUCAAAAAUUGUUGUUUUUUUUCAAUAUCAAAAAUGAAUCCAAACUAAAAACAUGAAAACGCAAUCCCUCAGUAAAAAAAAGUCGAAUCACAGAAGAAAAUUUUCAAAAUUGAAAACGUUCCAUUCCCAAUAUACCCCAUUUUGGUACCUAUUUGAAUGAAAUCAACUCAUAUGCCAAUUUCAACCACCUUCUCAUCUCUCUCAACUCGUAAAAAUUCAUC
This is a messenger RNA of Planococcus citri (citrus mealybug), 1833 nucleotides long. RefSeq lists its product as uncharacterized. The transcript is spliced from 9 exons. NCBI's taxonomy places the organism in Eukaryota, Metazoa, Arthropoda, Insecta, Hemiptera, Pseudococcidae. The record is from RefSeq and is a predicted model, not a curated record. The coding region runs from base 434 to 1450 and encodes 338 amino acids.